This is a messenger RNA of Haliotis rubra (blacklip abalone), 1041 nucleotides long. RefSeq names its product galactoside alpha-(1,2)-fucosyltransferase 2-like. The transcript has a single exon. The coding region runs from base 1 to 1041 and encodes 346 amino acids. Gene Ontology annotation, biological process: carbohydrate metabolic process. The record is from RefSeq and is a predicted model, not a curated record. Lineage: Eukaryota; Metazoa; Mollusca; Gastropoda; Lepetellida; Haliotidae. Gene Ontology annotation, molecular function: galactoside 2-alpha-L-fucosyltransferase activity. Gene Ontology annotation, cellular component: membrane.
AUGCACAGGGCGACGUGUCUGUGUUACCAGCGAUUGAAAGACUUGGAUCCUCAUAGAACCCCCAUCCACAACAUUACGCAGAUCAUCGCAGGUGAAUCGAGAUCUCCCAACGUAUACCACAACGUCCACUCCACCCUUGUUGCAACCACACCAACGAGGUCCCAGCUCGUCUCCACCUGCAAAGACCCUUUUCUCAGUGAAUUCAAGAAAAGUCAAAUCUACCUCUGCAACAAAGUGCGUGGCAGGUUAGGUAACCAGAUGUUCGCAUAUGCAUCUGCGUACGGCGUUGCCAAACGCCACAACAGAACAGUUGUCAUAGAAACAUCUCGUCCCCUAAAUAGAAUAUUCAGCCUGAAAGCUGAGUUGAUUGAUGAUUUCUGCGUCUGUGAUGAUGUCAAGAACGUUCAGCCAAGAUGGGGCUGUCGGUUUGAUGCAAGCUUCUUCAAAAAAUCUUUCCCACAAAGAGUCAAUGUCCGUUUGAAUGGAUAUCUACAGUCUUGGAUGUACUUCCGGCACAUGGAGGACGAUAUCCGGAGGCAGUUCACCUUUACCGACUCCUAUAGGAAGGCCGCAAGGGAGAUAAUCGAAAAGACAAUAACUGCUGGUGGGCGGAAGGCAACGACUGUCAUAGCUGUCCACAUUCGAAGAGGUGACAUCACAGCAGAACCUCGAUAUGUCAGAUAUGGAUACAAAGUUCCAAAUGACAAAUAUUUCUUCAAAGCGUUUGCCUUUUUCCGUGAAAAGGUAUCGGAUCCUGUGUUUCUUCUUUUCUCCGACAAUUUCGAAUGGACGAAGCGGCACUUGACCGGAAAUGACGUAAUCUAUAUGGAAGGCCACAAUGCCACGACUGACAUGGCGUUGAUGAUAGAAUGCAAUCACACCAUCAUGUCGGUCGGGUCGUUUGGCUGGUGGGCCGCCUACUUGGCGGGAGGUACCACCAUAUAUUACCGACAUCCUGCCUGGGACGGAAGUGAACUCCGAAAGGAGUUCUCCAAGAACUACUCUGAUUAUUUUAUGCCUGAAUGGAUUGGGAUGGAGUAG